Messenger RNA from Marchantia polymorpha subsp. ruderalis, 2856 nucleotides. The record is from the annotation of a GenBank genome assembly. NCBI's taxonomy places the organism in Eukaryota, Viridiplantae, Streptophyta, Marchantiopsida, Marchantiales, Marchantiaceae.
UCUGAAAGGACAUUGGACGAAGGGACGAAGGAAGGAACGAAAUGUGCCGAUUUCGCUCGAGCCUCAACGCAGAGACGCAAAGAGAGCGGAGGCGUGUGCGUGCGCGUGCAGGCAAUCGAUUCCUUCUCGGGCGACACGGAGAAUUCUCUUCAAUUUGAUCCAAUUCGAUUCAAUUCCGGGCAGCAGGAAUGAACGAGCUCGCUCGCUCGCUCGCUGGUUGACUGGCCGAGGCGAAAAUCGAUCGACUGCGCUCCAAACAAGAAAAUCAUCCGAACCCGAUGGACACUCUGUGGCUCGUACUCGUCUUGGCGCUCGUGACCGGACGAGCGCAGGGCAGUUUCAUGGAGCAGCCAUUGGCCAGAAUCUCGGUCCACAGAGCCCUAAUAGAGCUCGAAGACACCGCGUCCAUAAGCGCAUCCCCCGACCUUCUCGGAGCGAAGGGAGAAACAGCGGAGUACGUCACGGUGAAGUUCAGAAGAGCUGCAAAUGCUGAGAACACGGACUGGAUCGGAGUUUUCUCUCCGGCCAAUUUCAAUGCUUCCACAUGCACAGAGCCCGAUGGAGUGCCAAGCAAGGAUCAAUUUCCCAAAUUGUGCAGUGCUCCUGUCAAGUAUAAAUACGCAAAUUUCUCAUCGCCCAACUACGUACGCAGUGGAGAGGGAAGUCUGAGCUUCCGGCUCAUCAACAUGAGGGCAGAUUACUCCUUUGGACUGUUCAAGGGGGACGUAAGCAAUCCUGUGCUUCUGGCCGUGUCAAACACAGUCUCGUUCACAUCACCCAGAGCUCCAAGCUUUAUGCGUCUUGCAAAUGGAUUCGAAUGGAACGAAAUAACAGUCACGUGGACCAGUGAUUAUGGGCAAGAUGAAGCGAUGCCUCUCGUCAAAUGGGGCCUUUUGGACGACAAAGAGAGGACCUUGACUGCAGCCAUGACUGUGACCUUCUCUCGGGAUGACAUGUGUGGAGCACCGGCAACCACGGUUGGGUGGCGGAGUCCCGGCUACAUACACACGGGCCAUUUGAAAGAGCUGUGGCCUAAUAAAAAAUACUUUUAUCAAGUAGCACAUAAGUUGGAGAAUGGAUCAUAUGUCUGGGGGAGAUCGAGUGUCUUCAAAUCCCCUCCCUUUCCAGGUCAAGACUCACUGCAACGUGUUGUAAUCUUCGGUGACAUGGGGAAGGCUGAGCGUGACGGAUCAAAUGAAUAUAGCAUGUAUCAACCUGGAUGUCUGAAUACCACCGAUACUUUGGCAUCGGACAUAGAUAAUUACGACAUUAUCAUCCUGAAUGGAGAUAUGGCCUAUGCAAAUGGAUACGCAUCCCAGUGGGAUCAGUUUUUGGAACAAGUCGAACCGCUUUCUUCCCGCGUACCAUUUAUGGUUACCAGUGGAAACCACGAGCGAGACUGGCCCUUUAGUGGUUCGUUUUACGGCAGCUCUGAUUCUGGAGGAGAAUGCGGAGUGCCCGCACAAACUCUUUUCAACAUGCCCGCGGUCAACAGGGCGAAGUACUGGUACCAAACGGACUGGGGUUUGUUUCGAUUCUGUAUUGCAAAUACCGAAGAAGACUGGCGUGAAGGUACAGAGCAAUGGGCGUUUUUAGAGGAGUGCUUCUCGUCUGUGAAUCGCCAAAAACAGCCAUGGCUGAUUUUUAUUGCCCACCGUGUUUUGGGAUACUCAUCUGGAGAUUUCUACGCGGCGGAAGGAUCAUUCAGUGAGCCCAUGGGAAGGGAUCUGCAAAAGCUUUGGCAGAAGUACAGAGUAGACCUGGCAUUCUAUGGCCAUGUCCACAACUACGAGCGAACGUGUCCAAUAUACGAGAAUGUAUGCUUGAGUCAAGAAAAGCACCACUACUCCGGACAAUUCAACGCUACCAUUCAUAUAGUUGCUGGAGGAGGGGGAGCAGGUUUGGCACUCUUUGCGCCCUUCAAUACAAGUUGGAGCUUUGUCAAGGACUACGACUUCGGCUUCACAAAGCUCACGUCCUUCAACCGCUCUAGUUUGCUGCUGGAAUACAAACGGAGCAGUGACGGCCUCGUCUACGACAAGUUCUGGAUCACUCGACACUACAAGGAUGUGCUCGGCUGUGACAGAAGGACUACAUUUUGCCCUUUGAUCACUCUAGCAACGUAGCGGACGAGCCUCUGUAACUAUCUCAAGCAAGCAUGCACAUAAUUCCCAUAAUGCAAAUCUUUCCCGGGUGCAUUUUAGGCGUAAGAAGUAAUUAUAGGCUUGUUGAAAAGAAAAGGUUAACUUGCACAUGCGGCAAGUAUGUAUAGUCUAAAAACCAUCGAAGGUUCUCUCUUGUAUGCAUGCAAUGUAAUCACACACUCGGGACUCAUCGCAUCUUAUCUGAAAAUCCGUAGUUAAGCGCUGGUUGGUCUCUUUGUAUUGAAAACUGGCAGGGGUGACUUCAAUGAGGGUUUCCUGGAACCUCUUCGUUGUGGCCCCAUAUCCAUUACAGCUGCACCCAACAACAUGCAUUGCGCAGUAAGUACUGUUUCUACAACGUUGUAGCAGUCUUGCGGUUAACAUGUGGAGUGAAGUUACUCCGUAGAAUCAACUCAAGAAAGCCGAGUAUCUUAUUGGUUAGAACAAAGCUGGCUAAGGUGGUGCUGCUGGGAAAAUACUGGUGUUUGUGCUCCGUGCGAGGAUUACUAUCUCCAGCACUACUAGUACUUCGGUAUCUGGCCUGCACAGUUUUUUAGAACAGGCUGUGCACACCCUUAGUUAACAGCAUCACCCAGGUCCUCGUUUCUUUUCACUAUCCGAUGUCCAUGUAGAGGCUGUGGGGAGGAUCUACAUAACGUCGUCUGGCCGCAUAAGCUUCUAAUCCCAUCCUGAUAUCAAAUCAGUUUAUGUA